AGCUUGCAAAAUCGGAAGUGUUGUUUGAGAGCUUUUCUCGUCAAUUAUGAAAUAUAGUUGCUUUUUUCUUGUUUUAACACAGCUCCGAUAGAAACAGCUUCUUGUGAAGCUUUUACAAAACCACCGCCGCUUUCAAUGUGUACACCGGCUACAUGGAAUAAAAAUGGUAUUACAGUUGCAGGCGUUAAUGGUAUUAAUGGAUCAUUCGCUACUCAUCUUUUUCAACCACAAGGAAUCUUUAUUGAUCAGUUUGAUAAUCUCUAUGUAGCAGAUUCGGAAAAUGAUCGUAUACAAAAGUUUGUGCAAGGUUCAAAUGUGGGCGUUACAGUUGCUGGUGGAAAUGGACGUGGGAGUCGGACUGACCAACUUUCAUUGCCAACUGAUGUUUUUGUUAAUUCUGUCGGUGAUAUAAUUGUUGCUGAUUAUUACAAUAAUCGAACACAAAGAUGGUCUGUGGAUGGUGCACAGUAUAUAACUACCAUUGAUCAGUCAUCGUCAUCACGUCCUGACGAUGUUUUUGGUAAUAAACAAGGUGACAUUUACGUAUCAACAUUUGGCAGUGGUAGAAUAGUUAAAUAUUCGUCAAUGAAUUCAAAAAUUGUUGCUACCGAUCUGGUCUAUCCUACAGGUAUUGUUGUCGAUCAGUGUGACACUGUUUACAUAGCAGAUCAUACUCAGCAUUAUGUUAAAAAAUUUACUAACCAGAGUCUCAUUGGAACAACCAUACUCGGUGUUAAAAAUGAAUCUGGAACAGAUUCCCUACAUCUUAAUUAUCCAACAGAUAUUACACUAGAUUUAUAUGGUAAUUUAUACAUUGCUGAACGGUUAAAUCAUCGUAUUCAGCGUGUGAAUGUAAGAGAUAACACAGUAGACACAAUACUUGGUAGUGCACAAGGUAUAGCGGGUAAUGAUAGUAAACAUUUGAAUUGUGCAGAAGGUAUCGCAUUUGAUUCACAAUGGAAUUUAUAUGUGAGUGACUGCAAGAAUCAUCGUAUACAAAAGUUUUUAUUUGAAAGCGGAAAACUUUAUUGUUAG
Molecule: messenger RNA, 1035 nt
Organism: Didymodactylos carnosus
Lineage: Eukaryota; Metazoa; Rotifera; Eurotatoria; Philodinida; Philodinidae
Source: the annotation of a GenBank genome assembly